AUGGCAAAGUUUUUUUGUUUUUUGGGAUUAUUUCUUGCACUUUUUUUGAGUUCUUCAGCUGCAUUUACCCCUUUGAAAGUCGGGUUCUAUCAGAAAACUUGUCCAUCUGCUGAGAGUAUAGUGAAAACUACAUUGGACCAGGCUUACACCCAAGAUUCUGGCAUAGCUGCUGCACUCAUUAGACUGCACUUUCAUGACUGCUUUGUCAGGGGCUGUGAUGCUUCAAUUCUUCUUGACUCGACACCAGGACACAAAGCCGAGAAGGACAGCAUGGGAAACAAAGGAGUACAAGGUUUUGAUGUAAUUGAUGAAGCCAGAGCCAAAAUAGAAGCUCAAUGUCCCAACACAGUCUCUUGUGCAGACAUCAUUGCCUUUGCAGCCAGAGACAGUGUUUUCAAGGCUGGCGGCCUACACUAUCCUGUCCCAGCCGGACGUCGAGAUGGAACAUUUUCGUCAUCAGACGAUGUCGAAAAAAACCUUCCCGAUGCAUUCUUCAACGUGACAGAAUUGCGCGAAAACUUUGCACGAAAGGGGUUGUCCUUAGAAGAGAUGGUAACUCUUUCGGGCGCUCAUUCUAUCGGAGAUUCCCAUUGCUCAUCCUUUGCCAAACGCUUAUACUCGUUCAAUUCAACAUACUCUCAAGAUCCGUCACUGGAUCCCACCUAUGCUAACUACCUAAAAGGCCUAUGUCCCCGCCCUACGAGCACGAGCACGAACCCGAUCCCAGAUCCGGUCGUGCCAUUUGAUCCUACAACACCUAUCAAGAUUGAUAACAAUUACUACAAGAAUUUGAAAAAUAACAAGGGACUAUUGGUUUCUGAUCAAGUCCUAUGGAACACACCUUUAACUAGACCAUUGGUGAAGAAAAACUCAAAUCAUCCAAAUUAUUGGACUACCAAAUUUGCUGCAGCAAUGGUGCACAUGGGAUCAACUGAAGUUCUAACAGGGAAUCAAGGAGAGAUCAGGAGAAAUUGCAGGAUUGUGAAUUAA
This is a messenger RNA of Fraxinus pennsylvanica, 990 nucleotides long. The record is from the annotation of a GenBank genome assembly. NCBI's taxonomy places the organism in Eukaryota, Viridiplantae, Streptophyta, Magnoliopsida, Lamiales, Oleaceae.